ACCUCCUACGCGGCACACAGCCAGAGACAGUGGGGGUGGUUUCCUGGGUGGUGUCUGUGGCAGGCCAGCAGUGAACACAAUGCUUCGUCAGACCUUGGUGACAGAAGAAGUCGCGAAUAGCACCUUGGAGUAAGUCUAGUGAAAGCCUCUGCACCUCCCUUUCCAAAGGAAAGAUGUCUCUAACCACGACAGAGGCCAACUUUUCCAGCCCCAUCCCCACAACCAUCUUCUUCCCAGGCUCCACGGUGACUGGGGAUGGGCAGGACAACAGCACCUCCAGGACCACCCCCAUGACCAUGUCUGUGACCAUGGUGACAAACGAGACCAGCUUCAACUCCACCAAGCUGCCAGAGGUGGAGACAAGUGGGUCCGGGAUGGGUAUGGUGCUUGUGCCCUUUGGCAUCAUCACCGUCAUCGGCCUGGCUGUGGUCAUGAUGCUGUACAUCAGGAAACGAAAGAGGCUGGAGAAACUGAGGCACCAGCUCAUGCCCAUGUAUAACUUUGACCCGGCUGAGGAGCAGGACGAGCUGGAGCAGGAGCUCCUGGAUCAUGGCCGUGAGGGGGCUGGCACUGGAGCCAACGCCAAGACGCUGAUGCCCAGCCAGGGGACAACACAGAGGCCCAGUCGACUGGUCUUCACUGACGUGGCCAACGCCAUCAAUGCAUGAUGUCACCCUUCCUUGUAUAUGUUGAGGGGUGGGAAGGGAAAGGACUUGGGGGAGCGGUGUCUAGGGCAGGACAUUUGCGCUCAUACAUUUAGGGUGUUAUAGAGGCUGGGGGGCGGGGGCCACAACAAGGACACAAAGGUACAAAAGGUGAACUUCCAACACAAGCUUGGUAGAAGCUGGAUGGAAGACUUGGAGCACAUGGAAAAGGUUCCAUAUUAUUUUCAUUUGUUAAAAAAGGGAAACAUAAGGGAAGCAUCAAAAAGGUUCCAACAUUAUAGCAAGUCUGCAUCUUAUUUUAUUAUUAUGUGUCUAAGAUGUCAUUAGGGCAUUUUUAGGAUUUUUUUUCAAUUUGUCCUUUUCUGAAAAACCCUUUUGGAAGAAAUUUCAGGAGAACGGGGUUUGUGUCAAUCUCAGGAAUGUAGCAUUGUGGCAUAUGUCAGUCCAGUCCUUGAGAGGUUUGCAGGUGUUAUAGUUACCAUUCUGUUAGCAAAUAAUUCACAACAAGAUGAGGUUACCAGAUGAGAGGAGCUCUCAUCAUAAUUAGGGCAGAGAUUGACCAGAGGGCCCUUAGGCUGUGAAAACAGAAGCUGCCAGUCCUGGUGACGUUUACUGCAUGGCCUUGUUCAGGUGAUAUAGAGAGAGCUGGCAGCUACAUAAGGUAUUGCAGGUUGGGGGAGGUGGAGUCCAGAGGCAGAAGUUGUGGAGGGUGCUGUGUGAACUACUGGUACCUUUGGACUUCAUCACCCAUCAGGACUACUGUGAUACCUUCUGUGGUGUCUGGCUUUGCUUUUUGAAUGCACUCCUGCCCCAUCCUCCACAUGCCUCCGGCUGGCCUCAGUGAUGUUAAUAUGAUGUUGUAUUUAUUGCAGUGUUGCAUAGUGCUGCACAAGGGCUAUUUUAAAUCAUGAAACACAGUGGGGAUAUUUGUUUUAGCCUCUCUCCCUCUCUAUGUGUCUGAUGACUAUAGUGGUGAAGCAUCAUGGGACAUCUAUGGUGUCUCAUGUGUGAACGUGAAAGGAUGCAGGAGUGAAGCACCUUCUCGCUUUCCAUCUCUCUCUUUCUCUUCCCAGGAUCCUGGACUUUUAUAUGCACCUAUUUAUUUAUUUUCCAUUUCCAUUCGAUACUUUAGCCUAAACUGUUGAAUAGAAACAACAAGUGGCAGGAAAAAUGCACACUAUUGUACAGUAUUGACACUGAACUCUUGAACUAUUAUAUUGUUGUAGUGUUGACUCUUGGAAGCAUGAAUUACUUUGAAACCUUUUGGCACCUUACUGGACGCUUAAUGGAUUUCAGGCGGACAAUGCUGCUUGUUUUUAAUGCAAUGCAGCCCAGCACUGUUAGUCAACUCUGAUGGAGGGUUAUGUGAUUUCCAAGUCCUCGGACAGCCUUCAGAAAAGGGAACUUUUCAGCUUUGGGAUGUGACACUGCUCAGGUGAUGACAUAGUGGUUGCGGGAGACAGUAAUAUUCAAUAUCAUCGACAGUUGUAUGGGAGUAGCCAGCGUACUCACUGGGAGACAAUGAACCAAGGCCUGGACGUGCAGACCAGACUUCCAUGUAGUUCACAGCGACAGCCCAAGGUGCACCAUGUUGAGUGUUGGCUAAGCUGUAGUACGACAUACAUGAUAUCAGACAGAUAGCUUGUGUACUCUGCUCCUCCUUCUCCACCAGACAAGCAGUAUGUCUCCACAGCCCACAAAGGCACUUGUCUCCCGCGUUUCCCUGAGUCAUACACUCUCAAAGAACCCAAAGAUCUUUUCACUCGUUUCCACAUGCUGGACCAAACGAACAACCACAACAGUGAUAUUUUGGAGAGGUUCCAGACUGGUCUUUGUGUUUUUUUUUUUGUUUUUUUAUUCCAUCGAUCAUCUGAAUCAGAAUCUAGAUAUCAUGGAGGUAUGCUUUAAUCUACCCAUUGUGUGGACGAAGAGUAUUUGCAAACAAAUUCCUAUUUGGAAGAGAGAUUUGUUUGCAAACACUUUGGGAAAAGAACAGUGAGGAGGUGGGGAGGACACAGUGGAAGAGCAUGGGCUGGCUGUGUCUGGGCGCACAGCUUGUCUUAUUGGUUGAGUGAGAUAGUCUUGAUACCCCAUUCUUCCACUGAACAAAAACUGGAGAGAGGUUUUUAGGAUAAAAAGCACAGAUGUAAAGUCGGAUGGAGGGGAAUUUCAGAUAGGAGUAGCCAUUAUCUCACAAAAUCUCAAAUUUGGCCACUUGCCUUUCGUUCAAAAUGAGUGAUGAAAGCUAUACAAAAUACCAUGGUUUUAGAGAUGCUUCCCUCAAUACAAUAGAAAGUACUUCUGCGAGUUCUAGCUACUCUAGUGUUCUCCUCCUGCCCAGACAGCUGGCCUCAGGAACACAUUUCUCUUAGUUGCAAUGCGAAAUGAACACUUCCAUUGAACCUCUACAUUUCAAGGUAACUUAAGUGUCAAUACUGGAAGUGACAGCUGAAGAGGAGACUUCGCUUGAAAUCAGGCAGUUGGAAGGUUGGAAGUUGUUAAAGAGUUAAAUGCAAUAAAAGUUUACAACAGCAUGACAUGAGGAAAUCUGAGAAGACACCCCUAUCUUUGAAGCCCAAAGUGGAAGAAGGCCAUCUUUACUUCAAGUCUGGGCUCUAAAGUUGGGAUUAAAUGGUAAACUGAAAUAUAUACACAUUUAAUCUUAUUGCUUGGGAUCUCUCUCCAAACUGUUCAGACCUGUUACUGGCCAAGGAGAUACUAAUUCUAAUUGUGACUGUUUGCUUGUGAGAAUGUAUGCAUGUUCUAGUGAAUUGUCAUAGGAUAUGGAUGUGUAUGUGUGUAAGUGUGCAUUUGCACAAGUGGAGUAGCAAGAAGAGUAUUCUUGAGUGUGUGUUAAAGUGUAUGUGUGACCUGAGGGCCAGUAAAUUAGGGAUUGCCUGUUUUUGCUUUAGUGUUAUCAGACAUGGUGAAGACU
Molecule: messenger RNA, 3600 nt
Organism: Megalops cyprinoides (Indo-Pacific tarpon)
Lineage: Eukaryota; Metazoa; Chordata; Actinopteri; Elopiformes; Megalopidae
Exons: 5
Coding region: 174-668 (164 amino acids)
Source: RefSeq, a predicted model, not a curated record